AUGGCCUCUUGCGUUUCCGUGGGAUGGUAACCAGCGCGCCCCUCGUUAACCUGCGUCCAUACCAAAUAUCCUGCAUCGAUGCCUGUACAAACGCUAUCAAAUCCGGCUCAAAUCGCAUAGGCGUUUCUCUUCCCACAGGAGCCGGAAAAACCACAGUAUUCAUCUUUCUCCUCUCCAAAAUCCGCGCACCCUCUCCUCAAACGUCUAGGUCUCUCAUCAUUGUGAACAGCGUCGAGCUCGCACAGCAAGCAGCAGAACAAGCGAAGGCGCUAUUUCCGCACUGGGACGUCGAGAUUGAGCAGGGCGUGAAGUAUAGGGCGUCUGGAAUUGCUGAUGUAACUGUCGCGACAUAUCAAACUCUACUCCAGCCUCAUCGACUGGCAAAAUUUGACCCUCACAAUAUAAAAGCAAUCAUUAUUGACGAAGCCCAUCAUGCAGCUGCACCUUCUUACCGUCGAAUCCUAUCUCACUUUAACCCUGCAAUCAAAAACCCUGACAGUACUUUCAAACCACCUGUCCUUCCUCACUCCGUUGCCAUCCUCGGAUUCUCAGCCACAUUUAGUCGUCAUGACGGUUUAGCCCUCGGCUCAGUAUUUGAACGCAUAGUCUACCACCGUGAUUUUCUCGAGAUGAUCAAGGAACAGUGGCUGUGUAAUGUGCGCUUUACGACUGUACGCACGAACAUCGACUUGAGAGAUGUUACAGUAAACAGGAGAACGGGCGAUUUCAACGCAGCGAGUUUGUGUAAUUUUAUCAACACCCCAACAGUGAACAACAUCGUCGUGCAAACUUAUCUCGAUCGUGCACAGGGCCGAAACACUACGCUCGUUUUUUGUGUUAAUCUCGCACACGUACGGGAGCUUACGAGCACGUUUCGCUCCUACGGCAUUGACGCACGAUACCUGUAUUCUGGCACACCCACUGCAGAACGUGCAGCUCUGAUACAGUCCUUCAGGGAAGGAGAGUUCCCUGUUCUUGUUAACUGUGCAAUCUUAACAGAAGGUACGAAUAUCCCUUCAAUCGACUGUGUCAUUGUAGCCCGACCAACGCGGUCAAGGAACGUUUUUGCUCAGAUGAUUGGUCGUGGUAUGAGACAAUGCCCUGACACCGGAAAAGUCGAUUGUCGGAUCAUAGAUUUCGUCGAUAGCACCAGCCGCGUGGCAGGCGUAGUGUCAACGCCAACACUGUUCGGGCUUGAUCCAGCAGAAAUCGUGGAUGACGAAACCACCGAAUCCUUAGAAGCCCGCACUUCCAUCCCCUCCUCUCUUGCCACCUCUUCCUCGGAUUCCCCGCCUCAACUGAGCAGCGGAGAUGAGAUCCCUGACCCUACUUCUGUUACUUACACCGAUUAUGAUGAUCCUUUCUCCCUGGUUGCACAGUCGUGUGGUGCGCCAUGGAUUAAUAAGAUGAGUGCGAACGCAUGGGUAGGAUGUGGAGCCGGUGUAUAUGUGCUAGAGUGCAUGGGGAAAGGAUUUAUUAAAGUCAUGCGUGUUGAAGGGGAUGAGUCCGAUCCCGAACAUUACAAGGCAACUUAUACUGAGUCCAUCCCGAUUCAGACUGCCAUGGCUCUCAAAUUAUCGCCUUAUUUACGCAGUAGGACGAUUUUAACUGCCCAGGAUCUAUCUGGUGCGAUUAGAGGGUGCGACACGUAUGCUGUGCAAAAGGUUAUUCGUGGACCUCUGGCUUUGGGGCUGCUUCGUUCCGCGCAGUGGAGGAGGGCGCCUGCUAGCGACAGCCAGAAGCUUUUUAUCCAGAAGAGGUGGACGAAGAAGUCCCGUAUUGCGAACGACGACUUGGCGACAACUUUGGAUUCAGAUUCUGUUAAGCGGAUAGAUGGGCUGACGAAAGGCGAGGCUGCGAAUAUUAUUACGCGGUUGAAGCAUGGUGCUCAGGCUCGCUACGAAAAGAGAGCCAAAGCUGGAGAGAGGAUGGCAAAGGCCCAAGAUAAAGAGCUGAAGAGGAAGGCAAGAGAGGUUACGCAGGUGGGGCCACUGACGGAGUUAUUAUCAUGAUAGUGAGCAUGCACGAUGGCUUUUUUUGUGAGUUGAAUAGUAUAUGCUGGAACUCCAGUAGCUAUUGUAGUUUAAUCAAUAACGUAAUAAUCUGAGUAGGAACUUCAUAUUCUGGUGUUAAAACAAGAAAUCCAAUAUAUUACAUAUAU
Messenger RNA from Serpula lacrymans var. lacrymans S7.9, 2161 nucleotides. RefSeq lists its product as uncharacterized. The coding region runs from base 24 to 2012 and encodes 662 amino acids. The record is from RefSeq and is a predicted model, not a curated record. The transcript has 11 exons. Gene Ontology annotation, molecular function: ATP binding; DNA binding; hydrolase activity. Lineage: Eukaryota; Fungi; Basidiomycota; Agaricomycetes; Boletales; Serpulaceae.